AUGGCGGGAUGGCUCGCAGCCCACGCGGCAGCAAUGAACGCCACGAACUACACAAACACCUACGCGCGCUGCGUGUUCCAGAAGGUGCGGCGGACGUCGUGCGCGCACAAGUCGCGGAACUCCGAUCACCUCUUCAAGGGCAGGCCGACGGCGUCGCGGGCCGAGGCCUUCGCCCUCUGCGACGCGGACGCCGAGUGCGACGCCGUGCAGCAGUACGGCGACGAGGCGCUGAUCAAGGAGGAGAGGGACGACUGGGCCGAGGCCUGCGGCGCCGAUACUUGUUACAUGAAGUGCAAGGACCUCGGGAAGGAUGGGUGUGGUAGGACGCGGCUCGUGGGGUCGGGGUAUGGCGGCGACCGACGACUCGCCGACGAGGUCCUGCUGGACGACGCCGAGGUCCCGUGGGACGACGACGGCGGUCGCCGGUUGUACGGCGGCGGCGGCGGCGACGACUACGAGAGCCCGGCCCAGCACGUCUACACGUGCCGGCCCCACGACGACGUCGGCGGCAUGCGGUCGCCCGCGGCGUUCUGGCUCUGCCUCGUCGCCGUGUUUUGCUCCGCAGUGCUCGGCUGGGCUUCUACAAAGAUUCUGCGCAAGCGCUUGGACCCGUCCGGGACCGCAGGGUCGCGCUUCGGCUGGUCCCUCUGCGCUUGGCUUCUGGGUUGUUUGCUCGUGACCAUCGGCUUCGCGCUCUGGGCGUCGCACUUCGGGCCGAUCGGGAAGUUCUCGAAGGGCGGGUGCGACGAACGGCUGGUCGGCGCCGCGGCCGGCGUCCACGGCGCCGCGGCGUUUCUCCUCGUCGCGGCGGCGGUGGGCCUGGUCGCGCACAAAUACGGACCGCAGGACGACGCGGGCGGCGCCAAGGUCGCGCCGGCGGCGCAGCAGUACGAUGCCGCUCGUUUAUUGCAAGCGAACCACCGGGGAAGAGCGUCUCGAAGGGCCCACCCGAACGUGGCGCCGGUGACGUACGCGGCGACGGUCGUACCGCAACAGCAGACCAUAGCGGUCACCAUCCCGCCCGGUACUGGACCGGGUUCCGUGCUCAGUUGCCCGCUGCCGGACGGCCGCACGGUCCAAGUGACCGUCCCGCCCGGCAGCGCCCCGGGCGCCGUAAUUCAGGUGGCGGUGCCGCCGUGUUUAUAA
Pelagomonas calceolata is the source of this 1146-nucleotide messenger RNA. The record is from the annotation of a GenBank genome assembly. NCBI's taxonomy places the organism in Eukaryota, Pelagophyceae, Pelagomonadales, Pelagomonadaceae.